AUGACGGAAUCACUUGGGCCAAACAAUGACACAUUGAUCAAUGUGGGACGAAACACGAUUCUGUGCAUGGACCUUGACACCAUUACCGGUGGGUUCGGGGUUCACAAUCCCCUCGACUUCACCGCCUCUCUUCUCCUCGUCCAGCUCUCCCUCAUCUCCGCCAUAUCCAUCCUCAUCGAUUUGGUUCUCCAGCCUCUUGGCCAGUCAAGCAUCGUGGCCCAGAUUGUCGGCGGUAUUAUCGUUGGACCCACGUUUCUUGGCCACGACAAAGACUUAGCACUGGCCUUGUUCCCUCCAAGGAACACCAUGGUCUUGGACACCAUUGCCGCUUUCGGUCUAAUGUUCUUCUUCUUCUCCAUAGGAGUCAAGAUGGACAUAUCCAUGUUGGCCAGACCAGGGAAGGUGGCCGUCAUGAUAGGAACCUUCCUCAUGUUCUUUACCACUCUGCUUUCCGUCAUGAUCUCCUACGCCAUGAAGACGUACAUACCCAUGGACAAGUCCCUCGCCCGAGCCAUCCAGUUCUACGCCGGUUCCCAGUGGCUAACCGCCCUCCCCAGCCUCGCGUGCCUCCUCACCGAGCUCAAGAUAGUCAACGCAGACCUCUCGCGCCUCGCACUCUCCAUCACAAUUUUCAACGACACCGUUGGAGUCCUCUUCAUCAUAGGCGGGGUUGCCUUCAUCGAGAGCGCCAGUAUCAUCCAGGCCGCCCUCAUUACCUUUUCCUCAGUCGUAAUCAUUUUCAUCAUUGUUCUUUUCUUUUACCCCGUCGUCAAGUGGAUCCAACGCAGGGUUAUCAACGACGACAAAGGUGUCCAGGAGUGGCACAUCAUCGUUCUCUUCAUUUGCGUGCCUCUCACCGCCUUGAUGACCGAGAUGGUCGGCCAGCAUUACAUAUUAGGCCCCUUUGUAUUAGGACUUAUGGUGCCCGAAGGCCCUCCCUUGGCCUCCGCCAUUGAGACCAAGCUCGACUUGUUCAUUUCAAAGCUGCUUUACCCUGUUUAUCUCACCGUCAGCGGCCUCAGCACCAAUGCCUACACCAUAAGCGGGAAAUCUGCCUGGAUUCUCGGGCUCCUAACCCUGUUUUCUUGUAUUAUCAAGACCAUAAGCGUCAUGUUGCCCGCUUGUUAUAUCGGCAUCCCGGUGCAAGAAGCUUUCGUGCUCGGACUCAUGCUCAAUGCCAGGGGAGUCAGCGAGCUCAUUGUUUACAACUUUUGGAGUGAUUUCAAGAUCCUUACGGAAGGAGACUUCUCGUUUGCGGUGUUUGCAGUGAUAGCGGUGACAGCCAUCAUCACUCCGCUGAUAAGACACCUUUACGACCCGUCCAAGAACCAGAUUCCACUUAAAAGAAGAAACAUUCAGCAAUCUAAGCCGGGGACAGAGCUUAAGAUAUUGGCAUGCAUAUUUGACGAAGUUAACGUGCACACGAUGGUAAACCUUCUCGAGGCCUCCAACGCUACGCGCGAGAAUCCAAUCGCCGUCACCACCCUCCUCCUGGUGGAGUUGGUGGGCAGGUCCAUGCCCAUGCUCAUCGCCCACGAACCGAACCAGCCCGCGCGUCACGACAGCUCGGCCGCGAUCAUCAACGCUUUCCAUCAAUACGAGCUCUACAACCAGGGAUGCACCAGUCUCCGCGCCUUCAGCGCUAUAUCUCAAUUAGACAUGAUCCACGAGGACAUUUGUCGCGUGGGGGUCGACCAGAACUCCUCCAUCAUCAUAUUGCCUUUCCACAAACAGUGGGCCAUCGACGGCUCCAUCGGAUCCAUGAACCGAGCCAUCCAGGCCAUGAAUGUCAGAGUCCUGGACCGUGCUCCCUGUUCCGUCGGAAUCCUGGUGGACCGCGGGGGCUUGCAUGGAACUCUGUCAAUCCUCAACAACCAAUCCACUUACCACGUGUGCGUCCUAUACGUGGGCGGUGCCGACGACAGCGAGUCCCUAUGCUACGCUGCUAGGAUGGCGAAUCACGAGAGCGUGGUUAUGACGCUGGUUCGGUUCUUGCAUUUCGGAAGCGACAAUGCCCGGGAACGUAAAGUGGACAACGAGCUAAUCAGCGAGGUCCGACGAGCGCAUGCUGGGAGGGACGCAUUCUCGUACAGGGAAGAGCUUGUGAGGGAUGGAGUGGGUUUGGCCGCUUGUAUCAGAGGACUGGAGAGUUCGUUCGAUCUGAUUGUAGUAGGGAGGAGCCAUCCGGAUUCCCCGUUGAUGGUGGGGCUUGAAGAAUGGAGCGAGUGCCCUGAACUGGGAGUGGUUGGCGACAUAUUGGCGUCGGCUGAUGCAAACAGUACUUCGUCGGUAUUGGUUGUACAACAACAAAAGAUCCUGGGAGGAAAACUGGUUCAUCGCGCGAUGAAACACCUGGCCGGGGAUAGAGAUUCGCUUCUGAUGCAGCCAAUGCCAACACCGGUGGGCGAACACAAUGAUCACUCGUGGGUAAGCGAACAGAACGAACCCACAUGGGCGGUUGCAAUGGACAAAUCAUCUGAUAGAAAGUUUAAUUAA
This is a messenger RNA of Impatiens glandulifera, 2496 nucleotides long. Its product is annotated as cation/H(+) antiporter 15-like. Gene Ontology annotation, molecular function: antiporter activity. The transcript is spliced from 2 exons. The record is from RefSeq and is a predicted model, not a curated record. NCBI's taxonomy places the organism in Eukaryota, Viridiplantae, Streptophyta, Magnoliopsida, Ericales, Balsaminaceae. The coding region runs from base 1 to 2496 and encodes 831 amino acids. Gene Ontology annotation, cellular component: endomembrane system; membrane. Gene Ontology annotation, biological process: proton transmembrane transport; regulation of pH.